ACUGGAUGCAGUAUGUCACCUUACUUCACGUCAUUUUCCGGAGGUGAAAAAACAAUCCAGCCUGGAAGUGGGCUGAGUUAGCAGUUCGCUUGCAGCUCCGCUCCGCUUGAAGUCCGCAGUGUUCUGGACAAUUUCUUUACACGCGACAAACAUGAGGGCACACUAAGAGGGAUAGGACGGCGCCGCAGUGUUUGUUGUGGGAUGUAGCUAGCUUGCUCGUUGGUCUGAAAAAAGCGCUGAGCUGAAUGUAGCGGGAUACUCCCCCGCGGGGCAGUGAAUGUUCUCACUGUCUCUACGACUACGGUUUGACUGCUACGUACAGCUGAAAGAGGAAAACUUUCCCGAUCUGACGCAGAAACAAACAUGCCGCCAACCCAGGCUGAGUUUCUGUCGGGAUCUCUCCUAUUCCUGCUCCUCGUCUCCUGGUCUUCACAGUUCUCGUUGUCUCCAGAAGAGGCUAACCAGUUCUUGAAGAGACAGAAGCGAGCGUACCAAGUUUUUGAAGAAACAAAGCAAGGGCAUUUGGAGCGCGAGUGUGUCGAGGAGAUAUGCAGCAAAGAAGAAGCUCGGGAAGUGUUCGAGAACGACCCCGAAACGGAGUACUUCUACCCAAAGUAUUUAGUGUGUCUGGAGAAGUUUGGAGAUGCCGAGAAGAAGAGACAGGACCUAAUCACGUGUGUCCACAACAUUCCGGACCAGUGCUCCUCCUCGCCCUGCAACCCCAGAGGGAUGGUGCGCUGUGAGGACAAGAAGGGGGACUUCAUGUGCCACUGCUUCACAGGCUGGACUGGCACCAGGUGUGAGAAAGAUAUCAACGAGUGUAACAAAAAGAAUGGCGGUUGUGACCACGAGUGCAACAACACAAUGGGAAGCUACCGGUGUUCCUGUUGGCCUGGUUACCAGUUACUCGACCGGCACGUGUGCAUUGAUGUGGACGAGUGUCGGGAUAUCCCAGGGGUGUGUGGGACAGCACGCUGUGAGAAUCUCCUGGGGUCAUACCAGUGUCUGUGUGAGGAGGGCUAUGUGUAUGACAACGUGACCAAGUCCUGCCUUGACGUGGAUGAGUGUGAGGCACGGGUGUGUGCAGAGGAGUGUGUGAACACUCCCGGGAGUUUCCGCUGCUUCUGCGACGGGAGACGAGGCAUGAAGCUGGCGCCAGACAUGAGGCAGUGUGAGCCUAUAGCGCUCCCCACGCCUCCCAGCAUGAGAAGGAACUCCCGAUCCCUCUACCUGGGCCGCAUGUUCAGCGGCGUUCCUGUGGUCCGACUGCGCUUCCGCAGAAAAGUCCAAACCGGUUUCACCGCAGAGUUUGAGCUCAGGACCUUUGACCCGGAAGGGGUCAUAUUCUUUGCCGGGGGCCACCUGAACAGCUCUUGGAUCGUUCUGGCAGUGCAUCACGGGAAGCUGGAGCUGCAGCUGAAGUACGGGCCAGUGAGCCGGGUGACCAGCAGCGGACCGGAAGUCAACGAUGGACAGUGGCACAGGAUCUCAGUGGAGGAACAGGGGCGGAGCCUUGUCAUUAAGAUUGACAGGGAGGCGGUGAUGAAAAUUGCAGUGAAUGGGGACCUCUUCACUCUGAAGAAGGGGAUGCAUGAGCUCAACCUAACCGUGGGUGGGGUCCCCUUCAGGGAGGGGGGGCUUCUCAGCCAGGUGAACCCUCGUCUGGACGGCUGCUUGCGUGAGUGGCGCUGGCUCACUGGUGAGGACACCUCCAUCCAGGAGACCAUCCGAUCCAACGAGAAGAUGCAGUGCUUCUCCAGCGAGGCGCGUGGCUCCUUCUACCCCGGCAGCGGAUUUGCCCUCUUCAAGCUCAGCCACAGUGAUUCUCAGGUGAUCAGUCUUCAGCUGAGCUUGCGUCCCGUCUCCAGUCUCGGGGUAUUAUUUGCCCUUGUCUGUCAGGAUAGCGUCCCUCUGUCUGUCUCCCUUUCCGACUACCAUCCUGGGAGGAAAUUGCAGCAAGAGUAUGUCCUAGUGUCAAUGGGUGAUGAGGUGGUGGCCAGCAUCCCAACCUCCCUGUGUGACUCAGAGACACAUCUGGUGAAUGUGACAAUCAUAGGAAACCUGACCCUGUUGGAGGUGGAUGGGCAAACAGGCCAAAGCGAGCUGGGUCAAAACUAUGCUGUCCCAGACCUGUUAUCCCCAGCCAGCACCUUCCUCGGAGGCCUACCAGAUGUGCCCCUGGUGUCCACCCCGGUUUCCGCGUUCUACAUGGGCUGCAUGGAGGUUACUCUCAAUGGCCAGCUGCUGGACCUGGAUGAGGCAUUCUACAAGCACAAUGACAUCCGAUCGAAGUCCUGCCCUCUGGUGGGCCCGGUCCAGUAACAUCCACUCCAUCAAAUCAUGUCUCCGAAAUCAAAACGUAAACCCUGCUGUUCUCUCCCAAAUCCCCAAAGCACUCAACUCCAUUCAGGCCCUCCUCCCCUCAGACUCCUGUGUCCUAACCCCACCCCCCUGCCCCUCACCCCCUCCCCCUCACUGAGGUAUGUAUUUACAUCAGGUACAGGACAACACGCUCUUAUGCUGAGGUACAUGGGUGUAUGUAUUUAUGUUAGAGAAACAGAGCACUGUGCAGUUUCACACAAGCUACUGAGAGGAGUCUGCUGUAAUAUACUGUAAAUGUAAAUACUUGACUAUUCAGUGCUUUUUAGCAAACCUUACCUUUUGAGUUAUCCUGGCCACUUCUAGCAUUAAACAUUGAAAAGUACAGUAUUCCACACUAACCAAAACUGCAGUAUUCCACGCUA
Megalops cyprinoides (Indo-Pacific tarpon) is the source of this 2744-nucleotide messenger RNA. RefSeq names its product growth arrest-specific 6 (gene gas6). Bases 364 to 2322 code for a protein of 652 amino acids. The record is from RefSeq and is a predicted model, not a curated record. The transcript is spliced from 15 exons. NCBI's taxonomy places the organism in Eukaryota, Metazoa, Chordata, Actinopteri, Elopiformes, Megalopidae. Gene Ontology annotation, molecular function: calcium ion binding. Gene Ontology annotation, cellular component: extracellular region.